GACGUCAGUAAUGGCGGGCGAUCGACCGACGUCAUGCAGUCACUCACCUCGGAAUGGUGGCCAGGCCCCCCGUCCUGGACCACAUAAAGACCCUCGGAUCCCUCCCAUGUAGUCCCUCAGUUACCCAGAUACUCUCAUUCACCACAUCAUACCCACCAUGGGAUCGAUAUUCUCAGCCAUCGGCUCUGGCAUCAACGCUAUAAUUUCUGCCAUUGCGAAUGUCGUUAUGACCGUUGUCGGGGCCAUCACAACUGUUCGUGACGAUACGAUUUAUUGUGGGCACGCGGGCCAACAUGCUGAUUCUCUCCCUCCUAUACAGGUCAUUGUGACGAUCUUCGAUGUCAUUGUUGAUAUACUUUGCUGCAGAUGCUUCGGUUCACGCCGAUCAAGCUCACGCUACCGACGACGGAGAGGUGUUUACUGAGCGCGAUGCAUUCUGGAGAGAGCGCGGCCACACCCUGCCACCCGACAGUAGCGAAUAUAUCUUAAUAGUCUUGAAUCAGG
This is a messenger RNA of Pisolithus orientalis, 504 nucleotides long. RefSeq lists its product as uncharacterized. The transcript has 2 exons. Lineage: Eukaryota; Fungi; Basidiomycota; Agaricomycetes; Boletales; Pisolithaceae. The record is from RefSeq and is a predicted model, not a curated record. The coding region runs from base 158 to 424 and encodes 88 amino acids.